Procambarus clarkii (red swamp crayfish) is the source of this 648-nucleotide messenger RNA. The record is from RefSeq and is a predicted model, not a curated record. NCBI's taxonomy places the organism in Eukaryota, Metazoa, Arthropoda, Malacostraca, Decapoda, Cambaridae.
AUGGAGGAGGAGGCAGUGAGGGAGGCAGUGGCCUGGCACCGGUGCCCGCCAAGGGGAAGUCCCGGGGCCUGCAGACAGGAUGGCACUGGUGUAGAUAGCAGCGCCCCAGAGCAGUCGUCCACAGCGCCUCCACGCCGCCACCACCACCCAGCCGUGGCUCCCUCUGUCGACCUGACUGAUCACUGGAGAAGUGCUACAACAACUACUGAUAACAGUGCUGCAUCAACUACUGAUAACAGUGUUACAACAACUACUGAUAACAGUGUUACAACAACUACUGAUAACAGUGUUGCAACAACUACUGAUAACAGUGUUACAACAACUACUGAUAACAGUGCUGCAACAACUACUGACAACAGUGUUACAACAACUACUGAUAACAGUGUUACAACAACUACUGAUAACAGUGCUGCAACAACUACUGAUAACAGUGUUACAACAACUACUGAUAACAGUGUUGUAACAACUACUGAUAACAGUGCUGCAACAACUACUGACAACAGUGUUACAACAACUACUGAUAACAGUGUUACAACAACUACUGAUAACAGUGCUGCAACAACUACUGAUAACAGUGUUGCAACUACAGCCAGAACUACGUCACUGUUUACCCCUUCUCCAAGGUGCAACCCACAACAGUGCUCUUAA